AUGACAGAGGGUUCUAUCGACAGCACUGUGCUGGGGAUCUCUGAGGGUUCUGGGUGGAAGGUGUUUUUCAGAGAAGGAGACCAACUUGGCCAGCUGAAGGGGAAGUUCAUUCCUGGCGUAGCCAUCACAUGGCAGUCGGUUUGGAACAUCCAGGAUUCUGAGCCAGCUUGGGAGACAAGAAAGGGAUUUGCCUACACAAUUAGUCUGUUGAGUUUUCAGUGCAACCCACACUACAAGAUCAUCCUAAAGGCCAACUCUGGGUCAGGGACAAGAAAAUCUGCUGGCUCUAGGAAGUCGGUCAAAAGAAUCCAAAAGUGGCCAUUGAAGAGAGUACACCCAAGAAACAAAGCAAAUGAAGCAUCCCCGCAGGUUGUGGUGGAAGAGGUGGGCAGUGAGAACUCAGAAGAGGCCCUGUCUUUUGAGAAGGUGGACUCCAGGGCAAAUAUAAACAUUCCAUCUGAGGACCCACAGAUCGAGCUCGCUGGCACCAGAGGAGACAUAAUUCCAUCUAUGUCCAAGGUGGCCUCAGGAGUCAAGACAGAGAAGUGGACAUACAACAUCCAGUAUCCCUCCAGUGAUGAGGAGGAAGACUCCGCAGGGGCAUCAGCCAGACUCACCUGCACCCUGAGCAGUGGCUUCAGUGUCACUAGCUACAGCAUACGCUGGUACCAGCAGAAGCCAGGGAGCCCUCCCCGGUACCUCCUGAGCUGCUACUCAGACUCAAGAAAAAUGCUGCACAGACAGUUGCCUUGGCCCCUGCAGACCUGCCUUAGGGUCUUGGAAGACAGAUUCCUGGGAGAGAAUCCCUGGUCGCAGUAUCCGUCUGACUAUUAUUUCAAGUCUGUGGAGAUUAGACAGGAAACAAAGAUUUCCCCAGACAACUCUCCAGGAAUGCCCCUGAGGGCUUCUCCUGUCACCUCCCCGUCCCUAGGAAGAAGAGAUCCUGUUCUCAGCACUGCAGGACCCACAGCCGGGACAGCUCUGGCCACCCGGAGGGACCACAUAUGAGGAAAGGACCUGGAAUCCUCCACGGCCAGGGAAGGUCCUGGGCCCAGUCUGGGCUGACUCAGCCGCCCUCGGUGUCUGGAGCCCCGGGGCAGACGGUCACCAUCUCCUGCAGCAACAUCCAG
Messenger RNA from Lemur catta (Ring-tailed lemur), 1130 nucleotides. RefSeq lists its product as uncharacterized. Lineage: Eukaryota; Metazoa; Chordata; Mammalia; Primates; Lemuridae. The transcript has 12 exons. Bases 1 to 1008 code for a protein of 335 amino acids. The record is from RefSeq and is a predicted model, not a curated record.